CUAACUCAGAAAUUAAAUAGCAUUUACAGACCAUAACUGUCUUAAAUUACUCCAUAACAACUGCAACACACAACAUUUGGGGGUUUCAAAGCAAGAAUUGAAAUAUUGUCUCCAAAACUUCCAGGACAAUAAGAGUUGAAUUUUAACAGAUCUUCUGUUUGAGUAAUCCACAAUACAUAUCACAAGAUGAUCAAGAAAUGGCUGAAGAGGACAUUCCUUGUGUUUUUGCUUUUUGUUCACAUUAUCAACAUAGGCUGUGUGUGGUGGUUGUUUAGCAAUGUGAAAGUAGCCAGAGAAGGUUUGGUAUUUGGCCCACCAAAAGAUUCUGUCAUAAAAGCCCUGCUUGCGUUUUCAAUUAUAGGAGCAUUAUUUUCACUUUUGGAAAUAAUCUCAGAUCGGUUUUUAGUCUUUAGUAAAAAUCAAUAUGCUGAACCGCUUUCUGCAAUCACCAUGUGGUUUGCUGAAAUUCCACAACUGGCACUAAACAUAGUAAUCGUUGCAUGCAGGGAAGAGGCAAUCAGCUAUUUACAGCUUGCAAAGGUCUCUGUUAUGUUUGUAAUUGUAGUGAUUCGGUUUAUUUGGACUGUAUAUGGACUUUAUAUGGACUGGAAACACGGCAGAUGGUCAAGUGAAGGUUUAGAUUAUGAUGACGUUGAUUGCAAAAUGCGUCUUUUUGACUUUGUUGUUGGCAUGAAAAUCACAGGACUGGUUGUGGUUUUAAUUUGUGCUAUUGUAAUCUUCAUUUUAACACAAACUGAGCGAAACCCAGACGGAAGUCUGGCACUCAAAGUUCCACACAGUAUACUAGAGGGUGAUUAUGACGAGGAGAAGUAUUUUGCAAAUGUCAGCAUUUACUUCAGCCACAGCCUACUUGAUUAUGAAACAAACCCUUCUUUUGACAGUAAAAAUUUGUUAAGACUGAUGACAAUUUAUGAAAUAAAAAACACAACCACUGACAGGACUGUAAACAUAAAAUACGAUUCGACACUGACACAUUUUCUUGUUCAAGUGGAUGGUGAAAAUAGAGAAUGUUUCACAGUAAAUAACAUUACAAACACCGUUACUAUAAAAACAUCAUGCGCCAGUCAUGUUCCAAUGCCAGCUGGUCAAUUUGCCUUUAAGUUCCACUUCAUUGAGCCGUCGUUUCCCACAUUGCUUUUUGGCGAUAUCACUUACAACAUAAAACUUGGCAGAAACUGUGAAGCAGAAGAGAUCAGCGUAGUAAACAACUUAACUGCCCAUGUUGCUGACCCAGCAACAGUAUUUCUGCGUUACUAUCGAACUAAGCUGAACGUUAUGGAAGACAAUCACAUCCUAAAGAAGUCGCCCACCUCUCACAAGUUUUAUCGGCACAGUGAUUUGAUCAACAUUGAAGAUAUUUGGAGACUACACUGCGAGAGCACUGGCAGUCAGGCACCACACAGGGAUGAGAGCCUUGAUGUUUGUGAUCCAAAAUAAAAUAUUUUUUACAAAAACAAUAAUUUGGGUGUGCAAUAUAGAAUGGAAUAUUAUAGUUUAAUUUAAUUUACUAACCAGGGUUAUUUUUUGGAAAAAAAAAUGUUUUGAAAGUUGUUAAGAUUGUGCUUAUGGUUGAAUUUGGUUUUUGAUUUUCUAUAACUAGAUAUACCCUUUAGUGUUUGUUUUGUUAUUAUUUUUUUGCACAAUUAAAAGUCCACAAAUUUCAGGCCCUUAGCCAGGGUUUUGAAAAGGGGGGUGCGAAUUUUCCCAUCAACGAAUGUUAUUGAGCAACAAAGUGGUGUUCCCCUCCUGCAAUCGGGGGUUUGAAGGGCCUCCCCCUAGAAUUAUUUUGAAAAUAAAACGUAAAACACUGCAUUCUGGCAGUGCUCAUGCUGCUGCCAGACAUUAUCGCCAAUGGCGAUUAAUUUUAUCCAACUGGCUAUUAUUUCUUAAAAUUGUCUAGAAAAAAUGGCGAUUAUUUUAUCCACCAUUAUCAAAAAACAAAUUGCCUCUAAAUGUUGUCCGGCGAAUGCAAAACGCCUGCAAAUCGGGCCAUCAAGCAGGAAAAAUCGCUAACGAGAUUACCUGUGUACACACUCGACCUUGUGUAUUGUCAUACACGCGUCAAUAACUUUUGAGACAUUGUGGCCUAGAGCGUUUUUCUCAAUCAGUGUCCGACAGCAGUGAUAUAUUUCGGAAAAAACAUUUUUAAUCUCCCCGUGCUUUACCAAUUAUCGUUAACUGUUAGAUAUUUGUUAAUUUUUCGCCAAUUAUUAUUUAAUCGUCAUGAAAUCGCUGCUUAUAUUGUCGGCUGGUUUUAUUUUUCACUCCGUUUUUUCUGUAAUUAGAUUACAUUGAAUAUUGCUUGAUGAAAUAAUUAUUUAAUCGCCAUCAACUAAUUAUCCCCGUAAUUACCGCUGUUUGUCGUCUGCUUUAACAUAAUGAUUUUAAUUUUUAACCAGGUAACCUGGUUUUCCCAAUUUAAAGGGACCCGGCAUAUGCCACGGCCAGCUAAUUUUAACAAAAAACAUGUUUGGAAUUACACUGAGGUGUUGUAUUUUAACUCACGCGCUGUGACAGUAAUUGAUGUAAACAUGAUCGGCAUUGCAAAAGUGUUAUUUUUGGAAUCAAUCAUUUACAAUUGAUAUUGGCCUCUGCCUACAAUAUUGCUGCCAAUGGCAAACGUCGUAUUAAAAGAGUAAGUAGUCGAACGAUAUGCAAAUUUUAGAUUAUGCAUAUUAAUAUUUUAUAUUAUGCAUAUUUCAUGUGCAAAAUGCGUACAAUUUUUCGGAUUACUGUUUUCGGAUUCUGUAUUUUUUUUUGUCGAUUAUGAUUUAUUUUCGAAGUUCAUACUAGCAAAAAUAGAAUGACGAAUACACAUGCGGUGAUACGGAAGGUGUGGUUUAUAAUAUUUCGAGUUGUAUUCACCAAAAAUUGCAAUUGGAAAAACUAUAAAAAAUAGUAUAUUUAGUAAGGGCUCUGGGUGGGUUGGGGCCUCUGCUCUUAAUGCUUAUGUGUAUGUAACUGUAGCUGAGAUAUGGUUUGAUAAGUCACACCCACAACAUUGAUUGUAUUCUUUAUUGCAAAGCCAUGAUAAUAUUUUAUAAG
This is a messenger RNA of Dreissena polymorpha, 3066 nucleotides long. RefSeq lists its product as uncharacterized. Bases 187 to 1458 code for a protein of 423 amino acids. The transcript is spliced from 2 exons. Lineage: Eukaryota; Metazoa; Mollusca; Bivalvia; Myida; Dreissenidae. The record is from RefSeq and is a predicted model, not a curated record.